CAACUUGAGUGGUAAUGCCCAUCAGCCCGACACGGUGGCAGAAGCAGAAGGAGGUGUGAGGGCGAGGUCUUAGGGGACGACAAUGACAGUAAAAUGCAUCUUUGAGAGUCAGGCGGCCAAUGAGUACGGGGGGGGGGCGGGCAAGGAUAUGGAAAUGAGAGUCUGACAGCCGCUGCGUGUAAACCAGCUUGGAUUUGACAGACCCUAGCGGUGCUGGCAGGCUCUGUGUGUGAGAUAGACAAAUGCAACAGGAAUGCGAAACGGCUUGGUUUGCACUGUUGCUCUGAAAAGCAGACACAUGGAACUAACCCAGCUUUGAUUUAAAAGACAAAAAAAAAAAACAGGGCAGGAGGAUAUAAAACAAGACAGAGAGAAAAGAGAACACACAACUGGAGCAUCGCUCUGGAACUUAUAAAACAGGGCUGUUGCAAAUUAAGAAUAAUAAAAAAAAAUGAUGCGUGCGUUCUCCUUUCCUAUGAGCCUGGAACGCGUCAGGAAUAAGGAGAGGCUGGAAGCCAGUCUGGCCGGACUGUGCGACCUGUCUUUUCUGAAACAGCGGCAGGAAUACCUGGUUUCCAGCGCGCUCCGAAUGGGGCUCCAGGGCGCUGAAGAAGCCGACCCCCGGGCGCAGCAAGCCGACCCCUCCACUCGGAGCCAGGGGGGUUUCACUUUGAGACAGCAACUGAAUGGGCUGGUGUCAGCGUUGGAGCAGCAGGUGGGGGAGCUCCAUGUGCACGACAGCCCCCUCCUCACGGACCCCUCCUCCGAGCUGGGAGACAGCCGGCCAAGCUCAGGUUUUUACGAGCUGAGCGAGAGUCUGUCCCCCAUUGGCCAAUCAGAUUCUUCCAUUUUCGGGGACUUCCUGCCUGGUUACUCGAGGAUGGGGGGGCUGGCCGAAGCCCGCAUGAAUUACACUAACGAGCGGCCCAAGUCUGUAGGUGACCUCUUCCUGAUGGAUCAGGAAUGUCUGGGCCUUCUCUCCGAAAACAGCCCCCUCUCCCUGGUCCCUCGCUUCUCCCCCCCCUACCCACAGUCCCCUGAAGGCACAGCACACCCCUGGGACUCUCCCUACUCCUUCCCCGGGCCUAGCCAGAUGGGUUCCUGCUACUCUGAGCAGCCCUACCAAGACUCCGGCGAGCAGCCCAGCGCGGGAGACUUCCAGCAAGCACACCGCAUAGAGAGCUAUAUCCUGGGGCUGCUUCAGAGGAGAGCCCUGCCUCCCAGACCCUCCAUACCUCGCACCAGCCUCUCUUUUGAGCCUCCCAAGGGCCUGGCCAGGCAGAGCAGCCUCUGUCGCAGGCAGACGGAGUCCGGAGAGAGCAGGUACACCCAGGGAGGGAGUGUAAAUCCCUCCCAUGGCUUCGAGGGCAAGGCCAGGCCACUGUGGGCAAGCCAGGGGAUGGAACAGGUGGAGAGCUACCAGGAAGAGGCUGUGUCCCAGCUGUACCAGAGGCAGCCCCUCAGACCAGCCUCCCUGGAGUACCGCCACCAGGAGCAGGCAUCCCUCGAACCAAACUUGGGAGAGGCAGGGAGUGAGCCUGAAUACCAGGAGGAGCUGGAAGAGCAGGAGUACCCCCAGUCCCCGGGCUCGGCCUUCCAGUACUGCGGGGCUUACCAGGAAUACCGAGGGCAGAGGUCGCCCCUGGCCGACGAGGAGAUGGUGAGCGCUCAGUACAUCCCAGCCAAGCAGUCCAGCCGGAGCUCGGGGGCACACAGCUACCAGAGACACCUCAGCAAGCAAGCCUCUUUCGGGGGCCGCAUCCGCGGAGAGUCGCCCCGCUCCCCAGAGAGGUUCCCUUUCCAGCACCCCAGCAGGGCUAAAACGACACCAAAGAAAUGUCGCUUCACUGAGGAUGGAGGGCCAAGAUCUGGGGCCAAGAAAUCAGGUAAGAAGGCCUGCAGGUCCCAGUCUGAGAAUAGCCUAAUGGGGCAGCGAGGUGCCCCAGAGCGGAGGUACAACACAGUGGAGAGGGAGGAGGGGUACGGACGGGGGGCCCAGCAGCAGCAGCAGCAGAGGCCCAAGCGAGUGAGUGGGAGUGGAGGCAGCAGUGGCAGCAGCGGAGGGGGUUACCGGAAGUGGAGGUCCACUCUAGAGAUCAGCCAGGAUGAAGAUGAAUCUCAUUCUCAGAGACGCUCCCGGAAACAACGCCUCCCUCCACUCCCCCUGCCACCUCCCCCCUCCAGACCCCUGUACCAGGCUGAUUUUGAGAAGCCUCUCUCCCCCCAGCAGGCCCCAGUCUGCCUCCCAGAGGAGGACCUGCGAGGCUACGCUGUGCCCAGCCUGGGAGACAGCGAGUCCAGCCUGAGUGAGGAGGCAGACUCCCCGGGGUCCAGCUCGCUCUCCAGCGAUUCGGAUGAGAGCGGGGGGCUGGUGUGGCCGCAGCAGCUGCCUCCCAAGCUGGGGGGGCACCCCUCGUCCUCCUCAUGCUCCUCCCCCUCCUCCUCCGCCUGCACCCCGGCAGGAGCCCAGCCCAAAGUCUUCGUGAAGAUCAAGGCGUCUCACGCUCUGAAGAAGAAGAUACUGCGCUUCCGGACAGGGCCUCUCAAAGUCAUGACCACCGUGUGAGGACUGUACAAGGGGCUCUUUGAAAAGGGACCACAAUCUAUCAUCUAGUGGCAAAUCCAUGAGCCACUGGCUUUCACAAAGUUCGAUAGUGCUGUGCUUAUUCCUAAUAGCAAGGAAAACUGAACAUUUUUUAACUCUCCGGUGCCAAUUCCAGUCAAGCUUACCUCAGUAUGGUUGCCAUCAUUUCACAGGUCUGAGAUUUACGUGUAUGAAAAACACACCCGUUUUGAUAAAGGUGAAUUUGAUUUUUUUAAUGGAGAAGAAUAUUUAUGCUUUACUUUAACGAUGUACUUCUGGUCAGCUACUCGUUUGACAUAAUAUGUGCACCUUUUCUGUAGGAAGACUUGAGAUCUACAAAGUGAUGGCAAUGCAUAUUAGACUUUACUUUUAUAGGGUUGGCUCACUAAAACCAGAAUUUAGAUAUAACUGAGAUAUUGCUUCAGUAUUGCUGAAAAUUAUAUAUUUGGCUGUAUUUACUACCAACAAUUUGCCUUGUAUUCCCCACUGACAGAAUUAGAUGGGAUCAAAGCCAAAAGAGACUUUUUGUGGAUCCCAGCGAGUCGUUUAUGACUCAAGAACCCAGGUUUAUAUCCCCUUCGGUCAUGACUUUUUCAGGACAUUUUUAGAAUUAAACAGUUUAUGACAGGUCAAAACUUUAAAAAGAAACCAUAUAUGUAUUACAAAAUAGAUGCACAAACAGUCAAACUAACACGGCACAAGCGACUGAAGGAGAUUUGAAUAAUGCGCAGUACAGUAUUCUAUUUCUAAACUGGUUCGAGGCUAUUGCUGAAGAAGCCAGUCUAGAACAGUUUGAAACAUCUGCGACUCUAUUCUUCUUAUUCCAUGUUGAGGCUUUGAGAACAAGAGACCUUGCUGUACUCUAUUUCACACGGUUUGCUCAAACCCAAUACUGGUGGUGCAGCAAUGUGAUUCCAGUCAAUGUACUGUCUAAUGGGAGCAAUGUCAAGGCAUGUUUAAUGGAUCUUCACACAGCGUCUCACUAUCUAGCUGUGCAGGGUUCAUUAGUUCUUGGGCUGCAGUGCACUGUAGGUAUUGCUUGGGGUGUAUUUCUCUGCUCCCUUUUCCUGCAGUCCUGUCAGAACUGAUGAGACCGAGGUCCUACUGUAAGCGACUCUGCAGCAGCAGCUGCAGCAGUAGUAGAUGCAUAGUUCACCCCUUAGUCUCUAAGUCGCUUUGAAUAAUAAUAAUAAUAAUAACUACACCCAGCUAGGAUUCUGUUGUUAAAACACUAGCAUGGAGAUCUGUGUGCUUUUUGAAGAUAACGAUAUAUAAUGCCACGUCUUGCAAAGAUUCAUUCAAAUAUUAUACUGCGUUUUAAAACGGACGGCACCAAAAAUGAUUCAGAUAGUUACAGGUUAAGUAGUGGGAAGGUUUCCAGUGAAGCCAAUGGGGUUAUUUGGUGACACUUCGCUGGGAUAAGGCACAGGUGAAUUUUUAGAGCAUUUUACAGCACCAGAAAAUCUUAUAUUUAGUGGUAAUCCUGGGAUAACCACACAGUGAAGGAUGCAAUGGCAGGCGAGUUGAACUAUCUGUCUAGCAUUUCCGAGUCCAGAUUCAGAGGAGUAUUUGAAGGGUAAUGUGGAGGAUUCGCUCAAUCUCUUACACACAGGGCUGUAAAUAAACCACAAAGCGCCAGUGAAAUAAGGAAUCAGACUCAAAAACAGCUCAUUAGGUUGUUUAAAGUCAAUGUCAUAUCGAUAUCACUGGGGUCUGUUUAGGGCGUAAUGUAUGAUUGUGAAAAGGAAAGGUUCAGUAGGUCAAGAAGGAGGAUCACUUCAUGUAGAAGGAAGUCUACAGCUUGAAGGAAUCUUCAAGGAAACUUUGGGAAACUGUCUGAAUAGUUUUUGGUGUCAUUUCUAUAUCGAAAGGUCAAAGCUCUAUCAAAUUUCUACCAGCAACAGUAUUAUUAUGUAACUGCUGUAUACUUUUCCUAAACAGAACACAAUAUGGUUGGAUAUUUAUACUACAGUUCAUUGUAUAUUCAGUGUUAUUCUUGACCAGUAUUUUGAUAAAGGUAGCUUCUAAUGUAUUUAUUGACUUUGAACAAUAAAGUAAUUCCCUUGUAUUUAUGAGUGCGUCCUGUAAAUAAACAAGUCCAGUCUUCCACCGUC
Molecule: messenger RNA, 4698 nt
Organism: Polyodon spathula (Mississippi paddlefish)
Lineage: Eukaryota; Metazoa; Chordata; Actinopteri; Acipenseriformes; Polyodontidae
Product: dapper homolog 3-like
Exons: 4
Coding region: 452-2566 (704 amino acids)
Biological process (GO): negative regulation of canonical Wnt signaling pathway
Cellular component (GO): cytoplasm
Source: RefSeq, a predicted model, not a curated record